GUCGAAACGGACUUUUCAAGAGAAGGCGGCUCGGCGAAACCAACGACUGGUCGGCAGAGCCUAGCAUUCUAGUUUUCGCUCUCCGCUAAGCAAGAGGUACUCAUGGCUCGCCAUCAGUACAUGAGAAAAUCCCAUGUCAUGGUUCUUCCUGAGCAAGUCUCCGACGAAUCGCGCGCGCAAGUGGCUCCCGGCGCGCUCGAUUGGCCGGUGUACGCUUGCAUCACGGCGGUAGCCAGCGCGAGACGCGGCCCGAAGGUGCUCACAUUCACGACACUGCCGACGGAGGGCUCGCCGGAGACUUCGUUCACGAUGCCGAAAGACGAGUGCACGUUCGCGUUCGCCUCGGCGCGCGAGGCCCGGUCCAACGCGGGCGCGCUGUUGCGUCGGUUUGUCCUCUUCCGCCUCAACGGUUCGGCGACGGCGGGGCAAGUCGUGGCGGUACGAGAGUCUGGCAAGACUCUCACGGUGACCAACGCCCGAGGCACCUACGACGUGGGAGCGGAUGAGGUACAGCGGUGCCAUCCGAUUGGAGCUGCAGCCUUGUGGGGUAUGGAGGUUGAGCUUGGCGACGGCGCUAUGGCGACGCGACGCCUCGCAGCCACUGCGCUCUUGCUUGAGUCCAUGCGCAGCCGAGUCGAAGACCCGGUGAACGGGUCGCGUGACCUCGCGGCGGUCUUCCAAGGCACCGCCGAUGACGCGCGGCCCACCGCGGACACUCGGCUUGAGAUCCGCGCACCGGCGACCGGAGCACGCACGACCCUAUCCGUCCAGCAUGUGGUCGAUUUCUUCUUUUUCGCUGCAGACGGUCGCGAGCGCCCGGUGGACGUGGCUGUCGGCGCGACGUUCUGGCAAGACCCGCGUUUCGACGACGCCGGCGGCGAGGAUCCGGAUGACGUCGAGGCCCACGACGAGGAAGAAGUCCCAGUGGUGGUGACCAUCCGGCGUCCCGUGGACAUCGUGCAACUGCUCCCACAGGAGCGCGUCCUUGAUGCCGCAUCCCCACCGGAGCGCAUUAUCGAUGCCGCACCCCUACCGGAGCGCAUCCUCGAGGCCGUGCCUCGUCCUGCCGGCGAGUUCUGGGAGCAAGGGAAUGCCGUGCCUCCGCCGGGACUGGAUGCGGGUGCGCCAACGUGGCCUCCGGUCGGAGCGGCGCCGCACCAGGAGUUGCUCGCGCCCGGCGCGCACCUCCCGGUACCUCUGUCGCACGGCAUCCCCAGCCAUUGGCAUUCUGGAUCGGCAUCGGCGACGGCACUGGCUCCGUACGCGAACCCAGCCGGACUACAUCCGGGCCACUGGACACCAGGUCAGAGAAGCUGCACUCUCGCCGGGUCGCGGUUCGCGCCCCUACCAGCCGCGGUGGAGACACUGCCGAGCUCGGAGGCCGCAUCGGCGGCAGCUAUUGCCCGCCAGUUGGUCCAGGCUGCCGAAGAGGCUCGGUCCAAACGCCAACGCACAGAAUUCGAGCUCAACCCGGUGGUACACGGUCUCCACUACAUUACAGCCAACGCGCACACGGCUGGUUGGUCGCUGCAGCGGUUCACAGAAGACGUCCAAACGAACCGGGAACUUCUCUUCUACAAGCAUCCGGAGGUUGUGCGGGCCCUGUACAGCUUCGAUUUUGGCAGUGGCCGCCUGUCCCUGGCACAUCUGCAACGCCGGACGCAAGCUCAGAUCGACCAUUGGACGCGCCUCCACAUGGACCUCACGGGAGCCAAAACGUCGGGAACGACGGCGACAACACUGGCCCACGCCAUGUCGCCGGAGGCCUUAGCCGGGGCCUUGGACAUGCUCUCGAUUUACACCGAGCGCUACUGUGCGCCGGUGGUGCAGCAGUUUGUCGCAAAAGCGGGUCGUUUACUCCGUCACAUGAUGAGUGAAAGCCAGGUCACCGCCCAUACUGCCAGCUACGUGGCCCGGUGGUUCGACUGGGCGCUCGAGUGCUUUCGCUUGGAUAUGGCAAACGACGUACGGGGCGACGCGGCAGUCCUCACGCAUUGGUUCUCGCACGAACACCUCCACACGAGCUCGCCGAUGCUCGUGUCCAUGGCCCGUUCGGCACAAGAUAGCCGCAUCCUCGAGCUCAUGGCCAGCCAAGCGAAACCGCAGCGCAGUCCCAAGACCAAAGACGGCGUGGCCAAGGACGGCACCAAUCGGGUCAGCUCGUCGAUCAAGCAGCUGGUUCCCAAGCUCAACAAGAUGGAGCUCUGCUUGCGCUACGUGUCCAACAAACGGUGUGAAGGCAAGCAGGCCUGCAAGAACCCAGGUCAAGGUCAGAAGCGGGCCCACUUUACGCCCAGUGAGCCGCUGGACCCCAGCGUAAUCGAGUACAUCAACGAGUCGCUGGGAGGUCUGCAGAAGCAAUUCAUCCAGCUCGACGCGUCGGCGUGAAGGUGCCAGGGUGGGCUUGGGAACCCACCUGGCGAUUCAACCCAAAAGGCCGUCGCGCCGCGAGCGGUGCCACCGCAGCCGCCACCAACGGGACUCUCCUCACGUUCAGCGCAUCCAGCGGUUUUGGCUUCGGCUACUCCGGUCGGUGUGUCGCCCCUGCCCGGUGCCUCGCAACGCGAGCCCCGGAUACAGGCCGCGGCCGCCCCACUGGUUAACAGCAACGAGGCGGCGGUGCUCCACGAGCGCCAGCUUCGGGUCCGCGUGAUGCAGGCGUUCUUGCAACGUCGGUCGCGCGCCACCUUGCGAAACGCAGCACCACCGGGGGACACUGUGGGGCCGGCUUCGGCUCCCCCACAGGCGAUGUCGACUGCGCCUCCUUCGGGAGCUCAGUCCCACGUCUUGGCCCGAAACCCGGACGCAGCGUACAACAGCACUCCGGUGCUGGAAAGGGUAAGCCACGCUAUGGACACGGCACCGCCUGCCU
Messenger RNA from Saprolegnia diclina VS20, 2872 nucleotides. RefSeq lists its product as hypothetical. The record is from RefSeq and is a predicted model, not a curated record. The transcript has a single exon. NCBI's taxonomy places the organism in Eukaryota, Oomycota, Saprolegniomycetes, Saprolegniales, Saprolegniaceae. Bases 103 to 2388 code for a protein of 761 amino acids.